GGGAGGCAGGUUUCCAGACACACCGCCGCGGCGCGCCUCUCCAGUCCAGACAGCGGCCUUCCUGCCGGGGAUGAGCGCGGGCCAGCUGAGUACGAGCCGGGCCACGUAGCGCGGCCGGUGCCCCGCCAUCUCUGCAGCCCACUCUCACCCCACUACAGACCACACUGCUCCCGUUUCCCCCCCGCUGGACCGUCGCCUCCUCCGCACCAAUGUAGGCAGUGGCAGUGUGUUUGAAGCCCGAAUCUGUGCAACUCUAAUUGUGAGGAGGAGGUCGCCCCCAGACGGAGGUGAUGCACAGGAAAUGGCUUCUGCAGCAAGACACACGUGCCCUGAUGGCUGCUGCAACUGUGGCACCACAUUUGCCUGCAGAGUUUGAAGACCCAACGUGUGGUGCAGAGGUGUCUGGAGAGAUUUAACCUCAAAGACUAUUUGUUUGAGAAGCAGACAUCAUGGGUGCUCUUUUUGAGUCGGGCUGAGUCUCUCUUGUCUCAUCCCCUCCUUCCUCCCUUGACAAGGAGGGUUGGGGACCAAUUCUCCGUUCCUCGUCUCCAUCUUGAUGAAAUCCUGCCAGACCUUCAAGGAGGAAACCUCUCUCUCGAGCCUUGACGGGAUGUCACAGGAGGAAGGGCGGCGGCCACAGGUGUCCCAGUCUUCUUUUCAUCCCACGAACACUAAUGUGGACCUGACGGGGAAGCUUUUCAAGAGAGAGGUGGGAGGUCAACCCUAUUCUGUGUUAGUGGACAAUAAAAUGGCCAGCAAGACGUCGAUGGGAGAGAUGAGCGUCAGUCAGCUUCCUGUUCAGCACACGAGCCAGCAGCAGCAGCAGCAGCAGCAGUAUUUCAGGGAGGGAGUUUUGAGGCAGGAUUCGGGCAUGCAGGGCUCCCAGGUUGGCAACCACGGUUCAUCUGAGAACACAGAGGAGGAAGAGGAAGAGGAGGAAGAAGGUGAAGACGCAGGAUUCAAGCGAGAGCAGAUCAUCGUUGAGGUCAACCUCAACAAUCAGACACUUCAUGUUUUGAAAGGUGAUAACAAAACGGACUCUGAAAGGGGAGGCAGUGAUGAUGAUGAGGAUGAUGGAGAGGAUGAGGAGGACGAAGAGGAUGAAGAAGAGGAGGAUAGUCCUGGAGUCGAAGAAGAAGAGGAGGAGGAGGAGGAAGAGGGCAAUGAGGAUGAGCUGGACACUGAAAGGACUCUGAAGAGGUCCAGGCGAGAGUCCAUCAGCACAUUAGCUGACGGUCAGCCUUGCAGGAAAAGCCUGCGCACAGCGGCAACGGCCACACCGGGGGUGACCACAAGAGGACGACGGAAGAGCGCGGAGCCGCCGGUGAAAAAGCAGAGAUCGGCCAAGUCGGUGCCACCGUCCACCGGUGCUGAGGCUGAAGGAAAGACUGAGACGGAAGAGAAGGAGAUGCUGGCGUGCGAGAAGUGCCCGCGCAUGUUCAACACCCGCUGGUACCUGGAGAAGCACAUGAAUGUCACUCACAGAAGGAUGCAGAUAUGUGACAAGUGCGGGAAGAAGUUCGUGCUGGAGAGUGAGCUGGCCUUACACCAGCAGACCGACUGUGAGAGGAACAUUCAGUGUGUGGCCUGCAACAAGUCUUUUAAGAAGCUGUGGUCGCUCCACGAGCACAUCAAAAUUGUACACGGCUUCGCAGAAAAGAAGUUUGCAUGUGAGAUCUGUGAGAAGAAGUUCUACACGAUGGCUCACGUCCGUAAGCACAUGGUUGCUCACACGAAGGACAUGCCGUUCACCUGCGAGACGUGUGGGAAGUCCUUUAAACGUAGCAUGUCUUUGAAAGUGCACUCACUGCAACACUCUGGAGAGAAACCCUUCCGCUGUGAGAACUGCGACGAGCGCUUCCAGUACAAGUACCAGCUGCGCUCCCACAUGAGCAUUCACAUCGGCCACAAGCAGUUCAUGUGCCAGUGGUGCGGCAAAGACUUCAACAUGAAACAGUAUUUCGAUGAGCACAUGAAAACGCAUACAGGAGAGAAGCCUUUCAUCUGCGAGAUCUGCGGGAAGAGCUUCACCAGUCGGCCCAAUAUGAAGCGGCACCGCCGCACCCACACGGGGGAGAAGCCGUACCCCUGCGAGGUGUGCGGCCAGCGCUUCCGCUUCUCCAACAUGCUGAAGGCUCACAAGGAGAAGUGUUUCCCGGUCAACAGCCCCAUUGUUCUGCAGACUAGCAGCUCCAACGUGCCUGUGCGCAUCUUUGCCAACACUUUCUCCUCCCCGCCCCCGUCAGGUCCCGGAACCUCAGCUGCCACGCCCGCCACCGCAGCCGCCCCUCUUGGACCUCCAGGAGCCGCCCUCCCUCCGCGAGGCCUUGUGGGACACACAUUCCCACACAUGCCGCUUCACUCCACAUCCUCCCCGCACCCUCCACAGCAGCAGCACCUUACGACCACACCGCAACACACCACCCCUCAUCCUCAUCACCAUAUCGUGGUGCCCCCAGUUUCCCAUUUGCCCCCGCCGCCUGCUCUAUUUAAGAGCGAGCCCCUGAACCACUGCGGCCAUGAAGACAACGGCUACAUGCAUCAUCUGGCCCCACCUGAUAAGCUUCCUGGAGCCCCUCAACACCACUGAACUGAUCGACCCCUAAAUGGGUGCAUUAUAUAUCUACAAAGAAGACAGGAGUUUUAAAGGUAUACCCUUUCUUCUUGGCUUUUAGUCAGCGUUGAUACACAAGUUUUCUCUGUAUAUAAGAGGGUGCAAAGUUUUAUGGAAAGGAUUCUCAAGAUGAUCCAUUUGCACAGUGGUUACUUUAUAACGUGCAGUGCUCCUUCUGAUCCCCACCCCUCCCCCAAAUAGCAAUACUCCACCUUUCCUACGAUGGAGAUGUUUCACAUGAAUGUUUGGGACAGAAGCAACUUUUCUCUUUGAAGCAGAAGCUUCCUGUCAGACGCAGUGCCAUUAGUGAAGAUCAGUGGAGUUUAGGGACUCGGAGUAAAGUCCUGUCGCUGGUUUGAAUCCUGACCAGAUUCAGCCCAUGGGUUAACGGUGCUCUCCAUUCCAAUCCAUAGAUUCUCUCUUUCUUUUUGUUUGUCUGAUAAAUGUCCAAAGGUGUCACGCCUGUCUUCGGACUUGAUGAUCAAGUUAUGCAGGACAUGCUGGACACACACACACACACACACGCGCGCACACACACACAGAGCAUGCGGUCUCUCAUUGACCGUGAUCAGUGCAACCUCAGCUUUCCUCACUGUUCUUCAACCUUUCAGAUAAGGAAGUUCCAUCGAAUACUGCCACUGUGAAGGGUCAGACAACACGACCCGAGUCAGGAUUUAACCCUUCGCUGCUGUCCGAAUGAAACGGGUUCCCACAUCAAAGGUCACGUCACACUCACAUACACAGACCUGGUGCAAUUUUUCAUCCUCACAGAAAACAAAAUGUCCUCUCAGCCUUGGUUGAUUCUCCAGUUGCUGUUGAAUGUUGCAGUUUUAUUUUUACAGAACUAGCGGUGCCGGUGACCUUGUGUAAUCCUUGUAUGCUCAGCAAUGUGAGGACUGAGGAACUGAUCAAUAUAACCUAUGUUCAUGUAUUAUUCGUUCAUUUUAUAUUUAAUUCAGCAUCAGAAAGUAAGAAAGUUUUGUUGAAAAUAUUCUUUGAAAUAUGUCACCAUUGGAGAAGUAAGAAUUUCUUGUUCGUCUUUUAUUUUAUUUAUUUAUUUUUUGUUCCCAAACCUUUUUCAAAACUAGCAUAAUUUCGAUCAACUCUUCUCAAGGUGGCGGUUAAUUCAGUUUUAAAAAAGCUUAUGAAUGACUGUCAAAGCUCCAAAUAUCAAUGCUCAUAUGGUGCAUAAAAAGAUAAAUAAGUAAAGAACGUUACCUAAUCAUACAUUUUAAACACUGAAAAAUGAAAAUAUACCAAUGUUAUGUACUACAAUGGAGAUUAUUUGUGGAGAUUAUUUGUAAUUUCUAAACAAACCAGUACUUUAUUUAAGAUGAGAAAUGGGAAUUUAUAAGGGAGAAGAUCAGUGAAGUGAAAAUACUUAAAACAACAGUCUUGGAAAAUAUAUUUAAUAAAAAAUGGUGAUCCUUUCAGGCUCUUUCGUGUUCCCAUAAGGCUGACUAAAACCUCCAGACAUGAAGUUGGAAAAGCAGAUUUCUCUAGCCAAUGAUACACAAUUGGCGUCCUUUGACCCCAAGUAGCUAAUAUGUUGACUCCCUAUCUGGCCUCUUUCAACCUUUUCUGGCUGAAUGUCUCAGACAUUAGACAUUUAUUUCUGUUAAUUCUUCAAUGUCUUUAACUUCUGAAUUCAUUUCUAGUGAUGAAUGGAUGUGGGGGUUCAAUCUCUAUUGUUCUUUACCUUCGAAUCCUCAUCUGUUUGGCCACUAUCCUUUUGUCUCCAUCUGAACCCCCAAAACCUUCUUUUGUUAUUCAACACUUCGUGAUCACCGUUCCGUAACAACACUGACUUUACUGAAUAAAAAUGUGGUAAUAAUGUUUUGUUUAAGGCACACAAUAGUGUGUACUUUCUAGUCAAGGAAAUAAAUAUUUUAACCUAAAUCUGGUGACUGACCAUGACUUAACCGCCACUUUAAAAUGAUAAUUCCCUCCAGAUUUUUUACAUUUUCUUUUUCAUUUUUUUUUUUCUCCGAGAGAAAUUAUGAAAUGCUAAAUGAAAUGAAUGAACUAUACAUGGACCAAUUGCCGAUAGUACGAAUGUUAUUUAAUGAGAUGAAGCAAAGGUGUUUUUUGAGCUCCUAAACCCAGAGCGACUGUUAACUUGAGGUGCGAGUGUGAGAGUCCCCUCCUAUCUGAGUGCUCUUGUACCAAAAGCGGCUUCACACAAGCCUGGUGUUGACCUGAGAUGGACUGUAGCCGUUGAACCAACCGCCACAUCGACCCGAGGACGGCGUGAGCCUGCCAUUUCUGUGUCUUAACUUCUCUCGUCCUCUCUUGUUUAGCCGGACUUUUAUUUCUAAAUGGCCUUUUUCUUUUGUGUGUAUUAUCUGCACUUUACGGAUGCGUGGGUGAGCGCAGGGGAACGAGGGCGCCACGGUGGACUGUGAGGCGGUGGGAGUGAGUCAGGGAGCGACAACACUGCCAUGUUUUAACUUUCAUUUACUUUCCCUUUCACAAGGUUGCAUUUUAAGGGGUGUCAUUCAGUUUUAUGAGGGUCUUUUUUGUAGAGAUUAAUAUGACCAUAAGAGUCAUCUAAGGGUCAAGGAAAUAAAUGGUGAAUUACGCACAUCAACACUCACAAAAUGGUGCAUUUAUUUUUUACAGGAAAAGUACAUUCGAUGAACGGUUUCUAACUAUUGUCUAAGACAAUAAUUUGGUCUUUUUUUUUUUUUAAUGGUAAUGAAAAUCAGGAAUGAUUUUAGUUUAGGAAAUGUCAUAAAAUGGUGGCAAUGUAAUGUUGUUUUGACCAAAGAUAGAUUUCUGCACUACUUCUUUGUUUUGUCUUUUAUUUAGUGAUUUAAAUAAAUGUCCAGCUAAAGGAUUUGGAAAGUUCAUGAGUAAAAUGUUUUUAAGCUAGUACUGCCAAACACAAAGGCAAUAAUAUAAAAAAAUAUACUAUGCAUCGAAAAAAAGGAUAAAAAAAUAGUAUAUUAUACUACCAGAAAAACAAAUAAUGGGAACGACAUAAGAAAUCAAACUGUUAGAAGCCUUUUAUAAACACUAGUUGGUUCUGUAUUUAAAGUUACCAGUGGCUACUCUAAAGUGAGGAGCUGAGCAGCAUUCCAGUUUGUGUCAUGUGAUCCACACUUAGUGAAGUAAAGCAUGGCAGUGUGGUCGUUGUCCUACUCUUAAGUGGAUGGGCUUGUUUGGCAAGGAAAGGAGGAGAACCCCUGGGGCAACUGGAAGGGACCAUAAAAACUUGGACAUAAAUUGUAUUUCCCAUGUUUCCCCAACAAAACUGUCUCCCUUCUCUUCAGCGAGCUCAUGUGUCCUCUCUCGUCUUAAAUCGCCACACGAUCCUCCUCCUCCUUUCUUUGUUUUCUAGAAUGCACUUUCGACUAAAACGUUCUUGGCUAGAUGGAAAAGAAAGUAACAUUGUAUAUUCUUUAAAGAUGUUUAAAAGUCCGCAUACUUUACCCCCCCAGUUUGUAUUUCUAACCACUUAAUGUAGCAUUGUGUAUUUUAUUAUUGUAUCCGGUACAAAAUGUGCAGCUUUAUAAUGUCUUUCUUUUUGUAUGUUAUCUGGAGAUUAAGGAGAAGUGUGAGGGGGAUGGUGGGCCUUUUUUGAUAAUGUACAUUGAAAUGAGUGCUAACUUUGAGAAUUAAAAGCGAGUAGCCAUGAUGA
Synchiropus splendidus (mandarinfish) is the source of this 6257-nucleotide messenger RNA. RefSeq names its product zinc finger protein 652 (gene znf652). Gene Ontology annotation, cellular component: nucleus. The record is from RefSeq and is a predicted model, not a curated record. Lineage: Eukaryota; Metazoa; Chordata; Actinopteri; Syngnathiformes; Callionymidae. Gene Ontology annotation, molecular function: RNA polymerase II cis-regulatory region sequence-specific DNA binding; DNA-binding transcription activator activity, RNA polymerase II-specific. The coding region runs from base 557 to 2590 and encodes 677 amino acids. The transcript has 6 exons. Gene Ontology annotation, biological process: regulation of transcription by RNA polymerase II.